Molecule: messenger RNA, 1084 nt
Organism: Eurypyga helias (sunbittern)
Lineage: Eukaryota; Metazoa; Chordata; Aves; Eurypygiformes; Eurypygidae
Gene: ARMC2
Product: armadillo repeat containing 2
Exons: 7
Biological process (GO): cilium organization; sperm axoneme assembly
Molecular function (GO): protein binding
Source: RefSeq, a predicted model, not a curated record
CAAACUUUCUUCCUAUGAUGACUUCUGUGCAGCUUUAGCAGACUGCUCCAGAUGUUACGUCUUAUUUUUAGCCCUACUAAACAAAUAUCAGAAGCAGCAGGAUUUGGUUAUCCGUAUCAUCUUCAUUCUUGGUAAUUUAACAGCAGAGAAUAACCAGGCCCGUAAGCGAUUUUUUAAAGAAAAAGGAAGUGUUAACACUUUGAUAUCAUUAUUCCAAACCUACUAUGAACUUGAUCUGAAUGCACAGAAAUGGUACCAUGCAAGAGGAGAGGAAGGAAAAAACCACCCAAAGCAUCCUUCGGAAGCAGAAGACGUGCUGAUAAAACUGAUAAGAGUGCUGGCCAAUCUCUCCAUUCAUCCCAGCGUAGGAGCAGCUCUGGCAGCUGCCCAUCGUGUUGUAGAAUUACUUGUUACAGUACUAGAAUACAAGUCAGUCGAUGACUGUGAGGAGUUGGUCAUCAAUACAGCAACAGCAAUCAACAAUUUAUCCUACUACAAAGUGAAAAGUUCUGCAGUUCGAGACAAGAAGCUACACAUUGCUGAAAUGCUUUUGAAGCUGUUAAUGAGCAACAACAUGGAUGGAGUUGUGGAGGCUGUCAGAGUCUUUGGCAAUCUUUCCCAGUAUCAUGAGAUCUGUGACUUCAUCAUACAGAAAAAGAUAUACAGGUUCAUCAUUGCUUUACUUGAUGCCAAGAAUCAAGAUGUCUGUUUUUUGGCCUGUGGAGUUCUGCUCAAUCUCACAGUAGAUAAGAACAAACGAGCUCUUCUGAUGGAAGAAGGAGGAAUUGGAAAGUUAGUUGACUGUUUACGAGACUUUGGGCCCUCUGACUGGCAGCUGGCUUGUUUGAUAUGCAAAACCCUUUGGAACUACAGCGAAAACAUCACAAGUGCGGCCUCAUGCUUUGGAGAAGACACCGACACGUUGCUGGUGCUGCUUACAUCACUCUUGGAUGAAGAACAAACAUUGGAUCGCAGCCUCGACAGAGACUUAAGGGACCACCACAAACUGUAUUGGGAAAGAGAGUUCAGACCUGUGGCAGAAAAACUUCUUGACAGAGUUCAAAGCCAUCACUUCCCACUGUGA